Xyrichtys novacula (pearly razorfish) is the source of this 19748-nucleotide messenger RNA. Lineage: Eukaryota; Metazoa; Chordata; Actinopteri; Labriformes; Labridae. The record is from the annotation of a GenBank genome assembly.
CCUAAAGGAACAAGGCAAAACUUUCAUUCUUCCAAAUCAAAUGAGGGAAGAAGACAACAAAGCUCUGGGCAUCGGCUACUAAGUGGAUGAAGACAAGCUGUACAUGCUAACCUCUGUUAACUUCUCCAAAAGAAAGAAGAUGAGAGUCGGCAAAGAUCUUCUCGAAAAGGAGGUGAGAACUGAAACACCCAACCCCCUGACAAGAAGGGCUCUCUCAAGCCAAGUAGCUGGACUGUACAACCCAAUUGGCCUAGCAGCACCAGUCAAACAGAAGGGAGCAAUUCUUGUCAUGGAAAAAAGAAAAUAGAAAAAUAAUAAUGUUUUAACAGUGUGAGCUUGUAGAUCAACCAUUAUAAAAUUGUUUUGUUUUUUUAGUACAAUUGGCAACUUGUGAAGCAGGACAUAAUGCAUAAUGAAUACCUUUUGCUCUUGGUAAAAAAAAAAUACUUACUUUUACUUACUAAAAUACUAAUACCAAUACUUUUAGAUUUUUAGUAUUAGCAUUUCCUAUAGCACUGCUAAUGCAUUAACAAAUUAAUAUUGGAAUAAUUCAACUAAUGCGUCCCAUUUCUACCACACACAGUGAAAAACAAUCUAUGACAAUUACAGUUAAACACAAAUUUAACUAUAUAAAAAAAAAAUAACACUGGAUAAACAAAAACAACAGUACUAGCAUCACAAUAGACUUAAUUUUCUAAUUUAAAUUGAUAGCCUAACUAGCAGCUUUUAAGCUAGGCUCCAACAGAGAGAGCAGGCCCUUAUUUCCUUUCAUGACAACACACGUUAGCAUGGACUAUUUGAUGGUGUUGGGCCCACGCUGGCUAAACUAGCCACAAGCUAGCCCUCGUAGUAGCAACCAGGCUACAUGCGAACUCAAGUUUAACAUUUGCCGUGAAUGCAUUUCACCGUCACGCAUCAUGAUGCACGACGGUGGGAGGACCAAAGCUUGCAAAAAUAAACAUUUUCUAUAAUAUCUCCUGCAGCACCCACCUCUUUUCAGCCGAAAGUAUAAUUCUCGAACUCUGGAACGACUGGAACUUCUGUUGUAGUCCGACGGUCAUGAGGUUGAGUGUGGACAAAGCGCAAUGCUUCAGCCGGAUGUUGUGCGGUCCACAAUUUGAAGCCGUUUUCAUGUUAUGGUCCGAUUAUGGUAUGAUCUCCAUAAGGGUGUAAGGCUGGGCUCUUGCAGAGCUACCAAAUACUUUUUUGUCACUCAUCUCGUGUUCUUGCGGCUAUGUCGGUAACUUUUAUCACGGACUACUUUGCUCCUGGUGGAAUAAGAAUGGUCACGUGAGCGUGCUCCAUCAAUACGGUGGCUGGAUUACUGUCACGGUGGCAGCAGGCGUUACCCAGUCGGAUAAAACACAUUAAAUCUAAUAAUGAAAUGGAAUUUCAGCGACUAACUUUGUUGUCGAGUGCGCAGCAGGACCCAGGCUUUAAGAUCCAAAGUUGGUUUUUUUUGGCCAUAUAUGCGUUUUGACCGGAUAAGGCGAAAACACUGGUCACACUCCGGAGUGUUAUUUGACACCCAUAGAUUAAGAUCAGUUCUGCAAUGUUCAGUUAUCAUUUUAAAUAAUCAACUCUUGAAUUGUAGAUUAAAAUCAAUUGUCUAGAUUUGGUCUAUAUGUAGACGUUGAAAUGACGUAUACAUUUUUACGUCUAAAUUACGUCUAAAAAUAGACCGAAUCCCAACAUUGUAAUGAAGUAUAAAUUUAUACGUGUAAGUGAUGUCUACAUCUAUACUAUGCUGCAUAUCUCUUCACAGUAUCAUAAGUAAUCUAAUCCAGUAUUUAGAGGUCAGUUAUGCACCCUACAGUUGUCUUUUUCAUAAAAAGUUAUCGAAUAAUAAGUUUUGUGCAAAGUGUAAAUCACGUCUAAAAAUAGACCGAAUUCCGACGUUGAAAUGAAGUAUAUAUUUAUACAUGUAAAUGACGUCUACAUCUAUACUAUGCUGCAUAUCUCUCCACGGUAUCAUAAGUAAUGUAAUCCAGUAUUGAGAGGUCAGUUAUGCACAAUACUCAACUCAACUCAACUCAACUCAACUUUAUUUGUAGAGCACUUUAUAACAACCACAGCUGUACAAAGUGCUGUACAUAACUAGACAAAACAACAAGAUAAAAAACAAUCAAGAAACAAUUAAAACAAUGGAUAAAAUAAAAGCAGAAUUAAUAAUAAAAUAUAGCUUCAAUGUUUUUAAAAACUAAUUUAAAAACAUAGAAACAAAUACAGAAGUUUAUUGCAUAAUAAGUUAUCGAAAAAUGAAGUUAAGGGCGAAGUAUAAAUCAUGUCUAAAAAUAGCUGGAAUCCCGACAUUGAAAUGAAGUAUAAAUUUAGACUAGACCUCUAAUAAACGUCUUUUGCUCAGUGGGUUGUUAAAUUUCUCACUCGUUGACAGCUAUAUUUUGAACUGGCAUUUGCACAGUCACCGAUUUCCUUCUUCCUAUGUUUCGUGCAUUCAUCUUCAUCUUUGACCCAAUAAACUCAUUCCGCUAGACAUGCAUGUCUCAAAAGGCCCCAUAAAUUGAUACGAUUCGGUUGCAAGUGUGUAAUUAGAUGGUGAAUGAUAAACGGAAUGUCAACAAAGGUCCUCAAAAGCCAUGCCUCUUGAACAUCUGCUUGGAGUGUCACCAGUUAACUUAACACCAGUUAAACCGACACACCGUGUACGCAGCACUAUUCUGAAAGGAGGUGCUGCAACUGAUCUUCUGCAGGACUUAAGCAUGUUGUGAGUCGACUGAACAAUUUAUUGAUCAUGAAGAGUUUUGUGACAUUUGCUUAAAAAAAGUUUAAAGGUAAUGAAAAUUAAUGGAAAGUUUUGUCUGCCAGUGCUGUACAGGAAAACAAACCCUCUGUGUGUGUGUGACCGGUCAGCAACAAAAGAAGUCCAUCAACUCAUCACUGUGACUCUCAGAGCCGAAGAAACUUUUGAUCCAGCAUUAGAAAAGUUGUUGCUCACACAAUGCCGGACCUUUAACUGGUAUGUAUUUGUUUCAGCAGUCACAUCAUUUGUUUGUGUUCAUCUGAUGUGACAACCUUCACUUCUCUCUGUAAAUCACAGAACUCAGCAUGAGCUGAAGAACUAGCAAAGUCCUGCAGAUCUUCAUUGUGGCUUCCUAGAACCAAGCACUGAGUCAACAGCAGAGAAGGGUUCUGACCUGGGGAACAACAGCUCUGAGCUUCACCAAGUAUGUCUCAUCUUCUGGUGUAACUGUUGUCUUUCCUCUCAGCUCAUCACAGAACCAGCUCUACAUAAGCUGCAAAGCCAAACCCAGCAACCAGGGACCCUGAAGCCACUUGAUCUCUGCUGACCUUAGAACUCGAAAAUACUGCAUGAUUAGUUGUCCUGGGAGGGGAUCCCUCUAAGAUCUGGCCUACCUAAAGGUUUUUUCCUCUUGUCCUGAGAAAGCAUUUUUUGGGGGAGUUUUUUCCUGACAUGCUUAGAGGUUCGAAGGCUGAUGGUGCCAUAUACACCACAUGUUGUUCUAUUGCUGUUUUAUUUAUUUAUUUAUUUUUUCUGAUUCAAUGUCAAUAGAGUAACAAUAUGGAAGUCUUGAGUUUUAAUUCACUUUUAUAAAAGAAUGAAUAAUUUCACAUGCUUACAAUCACAACAGUUUAAAUGUGUGAAAUAUGAAAGUUUUAAUCUGUUUAAAUGAAUAGAAAAUUGUACAAAGGAGCAGUAUGAGGCAUGAAUGGUCAGAGGGAUUUAUACUGUGGAAAACUAAAACCUGAAGGCACUGCCUGAUGGAAAUUUAGUAGGUUUAGAAAACAAGGCAGGUAUGAAUAUGAUGAAACAGUUAAUGUCAGAAUUUUUGUAGAAUAAGACAUGAAUAGUGAGAAUUAUUAUAUCAAAACAACUCAGACUCCACUGAGGAUCUACCUGGUUUCACUCUUAUAAGCUCUUCGGCCAUAUUAUGUUCCAAGAAAAUUGAGUCAUAUCAUAACAAUAGUUGUUUACAUUCCACCCAAAUCAACUGAAGAAAUUCCUUGUGCUGUUUUGCAAAAUAGUGUAGCCAGGCUACAGACUCAACACCCUGAGGUACUAAUAAUCUAAUAAUCUAAUAAUAUCGGGAGACUUCAACCAUGUCACCCUCUUCUCUCACCUGACUGGAUUCACACAGUUUGUGAACUAUCCUAUCAGAGAAAACAAAAGUCUGGAUUUGCUGUAUGCCAACAUCAAAGAAGCCUACAGAGCCACUGCCUUAGCAUCACUGGGCAAGUCAGAACAUAACUUGGUCUAUCUGCAAACCUGUUACAGACGUUGUGUACUGAGGCAGCCUGUUAUCAAAGGCAAAAUCAGAUGAUGGAUACCUCAAGCUAGUGAAGCUCUUAGGGACUGUUUUAAAUCAACAGACUGGAAUGUGCUGCUGGAAAAAGAUGUGGAUAGUAUGAACAUUGAUAAAAAGGUUGACUGCUUUACUGAUUAUGUCAACUUAUGUAGAGACACCAAUAUACCCACCAAGACUGUUCGCUGUUUCGCCAACAUCAAACCCUGGAUCACAAGUGACAUAAAAGCAAUCUUUAACCACUAAAAGAAAGCUUUUAAAGAUGGUUACAAAGAACGACUCAAACAAGUGCAACAAGAGUUGAAGAAGAGACUGAAGAUUGCAAAGCUGGAGUACAAAAAGGAGAUAGAAAAGAAUCUACAACACAGCAACAUCCGUGAAGUGUGGAGAGGAAUCUAUACCAUAUCUGGAUACAGCAAUAAAAAGAAAAGACAGCCAGUGGUGGGUGAUCUGGGAAGAGCUGAUGAACUCACCCUGUUCUUCAACAGAUUGGACACUGCUGUCACUCCCACCUCCACUGCUACUGCACCUUCCUCUCCGCAAAAUUCUCCACUACAACUUCUCCCCUUCCUCCUCCCUCUUAUUCAAAUGUCUUAACCACUUCAACUGCCUCCCUCCUAGAACACCAGUUCUUGUCUGUCACCGAAACAGGGGUGAGGAUGGAGAUUGGAAGACUUUGUCCUGGGAAGGCAGCUGGUCCAGAUGGUGUGUGUCCAAGGCUGCUUAGAGACUGUGCUGCAGAACUGUGUCAACCUCUCCACAAGAUCUUCAACCUGAGUCUACCGCUGGGGCAAGUACCUACUCUGUGGAAAACAUCCUACAUUGUGCCAGUACCAAAAACAAAAUGUCCGGCUGAACUCAAGGACUACAGACCAGCGGCCCUCACUUCACACAUCAUGAAAACCCUGGAGCGGCUGAUUCUACGCCUUCUGAGGUCUGAGGUCAAAGACAAACUGGAUUCCCUGCAGUAUGCACACAAAGAACACAAUGGAGUGGAUGAUGCUGUCCUCUACAUGCUUCACCGUGCCCUGUCUCAUCUGGAGGAACCUGGGCUUUAUGUGAGGAUCAUGUUCUUUGACUUUUCAAGUGGAUUCAACACCUUUUAACCUACCAUACUUAAAGACAAGCUCACAGAGAUGGGAGUGGAUCCUUCCUGUGUUUCCUGGAUCGCAGAUUACCUGACUGGGAGGCCACAGUUUGUCAGGCUGGGAAACUGUGUUUCUGGGACAUUAAUGAGCAGUACAGGGGCUCGACAAGGGACAGUGCUGGCGCCAUUCCUGUUCACACCGUAUACUUUAGACUUAAAAUACAGCACUGAGUCCUGCCACGUCCAGAAAUACUCAGAUGACACCGCUAUUGUGGCAUGUAUCAGAAAUUGACAAGAAGCUGAAUACAGAGAUCUAAUAAGGGCCUUCAGUGACUCGAGUCACAAAAAGUGCCUCCUUCUCAACACCUAAAGGACAAAGGAGAUGGUCAUAGACUUCCAUAGACCCAAACCCCCUCUUCAGCCAGUGAACACCUGUAGAGUGGACAUCGAAGUGGUGACAUCAUAUAAAUGCCUAGGUGUACAUCUGGAUAUCGCAACAACAUGCAAUCUGAUUGGUCAGAAGUAAGCACACAGUAUGGGAAACUUUAGAAAAAUCGACCAUGAUCUGAAAAAAUAAAUGCCACAAUAUCGCAGGAUGGGAAAACGUUGCUGAUGUGAACGCUUGUAUUGACAGGAUACGGGUUCGAAAAAAUAUGUUGACGUCCAAAAUAAUUUCACAAAAAAAACGCUGUCACACGGCUGCCAUCUUACCUAGGGGCUGAUUUAAUGACAAGCCAUAUGAUGCUCUUAUUUGUAAGUGACAGUCCACACGUGUACAAAUACUCACAACAUCAGGCGGAGGUUCAUCCUGGUGCAGAUCCAUUGGCAGGUUUUCUUCUGCUCUUCCAGAGGCAGCUGUGCUUCUUGUUGCUACCGGCUAAAAUAAACAGUUAAAUAUUAAAAUGUUCUUGAUGCACAACUCUUAAUGUAUUCCUAAACUUGCAGAAUCAUAAAACAUUGAUUUAUCUAUCUUAAACUGCUUGAAUUCUUGUUGGCCAAUGGUACACAUACCCUUUGGAGAUGAGCAGGGAAGUUGAAAAUGGUUGGCACAACACCAGCUCUAAGCCGGACAGUCUGCCCUGUCCUGUCAAAAUCCUCACUCCUGAAAUGUUAGCAGCAUAGUUUGGAGUUUUUAGUUGAAACAAAAUGCUCCUUUUGUAGAGCAAGUUCCAAUUGCCUCCUCUUCUCUGCGUUUUGGGGAAACCUUAAACACAUGAGAAGAUAUCGAGAUAUGAAUUAUUGACAACAUUUUACAUCCUUCUUACCUUUAACAUUAAUGGUGAAGACAGAAAGACAGAGCUAAAUUAUGAUAUUGUUGGGGUAAUUCUUGUAGCCUAUGCUUGAAUGCCAUUAUGUAAACUUAAAUAACAAGUCAAUAACAGUCUGUCUAUGAUGUCCUGCCCAGCCCGUCAAACCUCUUCCUUUGGGGCAAGGCUGAAGCUCCAUCAUGUACCUUGUGCCAGGGGAGGGGAACACUGAAGCACAUCCUCAGCAGCUGUCGUAAGGCACUUGGAGAUGGCCGCCAUCGUUGGCGCCACAACCAGGUGCUGAAGGCAGUUGCUGAGUCCAUCCACUCUGCCAUUGACCACAGCAAGUACCUGCAACCACUGAGGCACAGAAUAGCAUUUAUGAGGGCUGGGGAAAAAACCUCCUCCCCAACCAAAGGCCCAAACAGGACUCCUGGGAACAGCAAAGGACUGGCAGCUGAGGGUGGACUUAGGAAAACAGCUUAAGUUCCCUUAGAACAUCACGGAAACCAGCCUGAGACCAGACAUAGUCCUACAAUCAGAGUCUUCCAAGCAGGUCAUCAUGUUGGAGCUGACGGUGCCCUGGGAGGAGAGGAUGGAGGAAGCCAGUGGGAGAAAGAGGGAGAAGUACGCCGAGCUGGUGGAGGACUGCCGCAACAGGGGGUGGCAUGCAAGAUGCCUGCCCAUUGAGGUCAGUCGGGGGAAGGGGCUUUGCAGGGAAGUCACUCUGCAGGGCCUACAGUCUCCUAGGCAUCACAGGGGCAUGUAAGAGGAAAGCCAUCUGCUGAGCUUCAGAAGCAGCUGAGAAAGCAUCACGAUGGCUGUGGAUUCAGAGGGACAAGGCGUGGAUGAGCGCUUCUUGAACACAGGCCGGGAACUGAUCACUCCCGGUCGGGUCGCCUGGGUGAGGGGGUCUGAAGUUGAAAGACCCGAAACCCCCCGUGAUCCCAGGUACUAUCACUGAUGAUGUGUCCAAGAUUUUGCAUCGCAAGAUGUUUUCGAACAACUACAGUAACAUGUUAAAAAAAAUGUGAAAAAGAAAUAUUCAAUGAUUAUGUAAACAAAUGGUAGAAACAUUUUUAAAACGUCAAGGUGAAAAUAACUUGAAUUGUACAAGUACAAAUUUAACUAAGGUAGUAACAAUUAUCCUAAAUAUGUCCCUCAAGUCAUUUCUUACAAGUGAAAGUUGAUUCCACAGACUCUUGUUUGAACAGAACGUUCAUUUGAGCAUCCAUGUGCUGCACAAAAGUCUGGCAUCUUGGACUGUAGGGGGUAUUUCUAUAAACGCAAAGCCAGGCAUUUACUUUAUCACAAUGAAUCUAAAUUAAGGAUAUAUUUAACUAAUGAAACAGCUUGGAAAUCAUAUUAUGUAUGUUAAAACAAAGGAGUAAUUCUGCCUUUCCCACCUGUAAAUUUAUUAUGUCUAGGCUACUUUGUAAUAGUCCCAGUGAGGUCAUGGUUUAGGGGCUUGGUCAUUGUAAAGAGGCGGGGUCAUGUUGUAGAGGUGGGAUCAUAUUUGGCAGGGUCAUGUUAGAGGCGGGCUUAUGUUGUAGAGGUAGGGUCAUGUUAGAGGCGGGGUCCUGUUGUAGAGGCGCGGUCAUGUUAGAGUUGGAGUCACGUUGUAGAGGAGGGGUCAUUUUGUAGAGGCGGGGUCAUGGUUGAGAGGUUGGGUCAUUGUGUAGAGGCAGGUCAUCUUGUAGAGGAGGGAUGAUAUUUGGCGGGGUUAUGUUGUAAAGGCGGGGUCAUUAAAGAGGCAUGGUCAUGUUAGAGGCGGGACUUCUAGAAAGGUGGGGUUAUGUUAGAGGUGGGGUCAUGUUGGAGGUGGGAUCAGGUUGGAGACGCAAUCAUGUUGUAGAGGUGGGAUCAUGUUAGGGAGGCUGGGUCGUGUUGUAGAGAUGGGGUCAUGUUAAAGGCAGGGUCAUAUUAGACAGGCGGUGUCAUGGUUUAGAGGCAGGUUCAUGUUAAAGAGACUGGAAAAUGUUGGUGAGGCAGGGUCAUAGCUAAGAGGUGGGGUCAUGCUAGAGGCUGGGUCAUGUUGAAGAGGCGGUAUCAUGUAAGAAGCUGUUUCAUGUUGUAAAGGAGGGGUCAUUGUUAAGAGGAAGGGUCAUGUUGUAGAGGAGGGUCCAUUUUUAAGAGGCGAGGUCAUGUUAGAGAAGGGGUCAUGUUAUAGGUGGGGGUCAUUUUGUAGAGGUGGGGUCAUGUUCUAGAGGUGGGGUCAUGAUUUAAAGGCAGGUUCAUGUUAGAGAGGUGGGUUGUGUUGAAGAGGCGGGGUCAUGUAAAAGGUAGGGUGAUGUUACAGUCAGGGUCAUGUCAGGGAGGCAGUGUCAUUUUUAAGAGGCAGGGUCAUGUAAUAGUUAGGUUCAUGUUGGAGGUGGGUCAUGUUGUGGAGGCAGGGUCAUGUCGUAGAGGUGAGGUCAUGUUAGAGGUGGGUCAUGUUAGAGGCUGGGUCAUGUUAUUGAGGCAAGUCAUGUAGAGGCGGUGUUAUGGUUUAGAGCUGGGGUCAGAUUAGAGAGGUGGGGUCAUGUUAUAGAGGCAAAGUCAUGUCAGGGAGGUGGGGUCCUUUACAGAGACAGGGUCAUGACAGAGGUGGGGUCAUGUUAGAGGUGAGAUCAUGUUAAAAGCCGGGGUCAUGUUGCAGAGGGGGGGUCAUGUUGUAGAAGCAGGGCCAUGUAAGAGGUAGGGUCAUGUUAGAGGCAGAGACUCCUAGAGAGGCAGGUUCAUGUAAAAAGUGGGGUCAUGUUAGAGAUGGGAUCAUUUAAGAGGCGAGGCAUGUUAUAGAGUGGGGUCAUGUGAGAGGCGAGGUCAUGGUUUAGAGGCGGGAUCAUUGUGUAGAGGAGGGGUCAUGUUCUAGGGGCAGGGUUUUGUUGAAGAUUCGGGCUUAUGUUAGAGGUAGGGUGAUAUAAGAGGCGGGGUCAUGUUGGAGAGGCGGGGUCAUGUUAGAGGUGAGGGCCAUCGCUCUGUAUUGCUGUGUUUUUGCACAGCCCACCAUGAACAAAUAUUAGCCAUCAACAAUUAGAUGAACCCAGUAUUUUCGUGAGCCCCUGUGUUAGUGAGAAUAAAGAACAAACAAGUGUAUUUGACCCUGAACAGACUGACUGAAUUGGUGCGGAGUGAAGACCACUGCUGCAGCUAAGUACAACCAAUUGAGCAGUAAGGCCAUAGCAUAUCAACGGGGAUUCGUGAGCUUUUGCUAGUGAGAAUUGAGGUGGAACAUGUGUAUUUAGCUCUUAACAGAAUGCCUUACUUUACGCAGAACAUAACAUGCUGGAAUUUUGAUGAAAAACCCUGUUUUGAUGUGAGCAAAUGGCCCUUUGUUGUAAGGUGGACAGCAUGGAGCUGCACUUUUGGUUUUCAGAAACAGCAGAGGUGUUAGAAAGACUGGAUUAAAAUAUCUUGCUCUCUUUUUAAAAUCUGCAUUUAUACAGCUAGGGACUCUAAACCGUUUUAAAAUUACAGUAUUCAUUUUCAAGUAGGUCUGGUGACUUUGUCCUUAGUGUCAGUCCGUAUGCAGUAGAUGGCGCUGUGUGCAUUAAGGGACCAAAAGUGAACGCUAAGAGAAGGAGACACAUGAUACAGAGCUGCACAGAUGCUAACAUGUUUUUGUCACCAUUCAUGUGGGAAAGAUGCUCAGAAAACAUAACCGGAAUGAAAUAUAACCAUGUUAUGACAUUUAAAAGCUUAAGGCUGUGAUUGUGAUGUGGAGUGUGAUUUUGAACGGGACUUUGAAGGAGACCAGUUAACUGAGUGGUAAUUUACUAUGGCGACACGGCGCAAAUAAUGUUAAAAACGAGUUAUUAAUAAAAUAAAACAGGAAUAAAAAUUUAUGUGCUACACAAAAGAUCAACCACAGUGUCAUUCUUAAAAGUUUAACACAAAACUUGAAUUAAAUUGAAAAUAUUGGUCUAUGUUACACGUCAUAACCUUUUCUAUUUAUCACUCUGGUCAGGGGAAUUUAGUUUACUGCUAAAAUCCCUGCAUUUUGUACACCAUGUGUAGUCUUUUUGAUUAAGGAGCAAAUCAACUUCUGAACACUACAAUCAUUAGCAUGCAUUGUGAUCACUGAUGUGUGUAUGUCUAACUGUAAAUGUUUCGUUAUGCCCACUUAAAAACCUCAAUCAGCACAGUCUGAGGCAAAGAUCUGUGACAAAUUGUCAUUGUAGUGUUAAUAUAGCAAGCUAUUAUUAUGGUAUUUUAUACAAUUAUGUGUAUAUAUAGUAAUACCAAACAUUUAAUAUUUUGGUAUUUGGCCAUUAUAGUCAUUGAUGGUUUCUUCUACUUACUGCGGUUGUGAUCAUGCUGUUAAAUUUAAACAGUAUAAAGUAUCCUCAUUAGAGGCGUAACACUAUGCUCCUAUCUGUUUUAAUAUUUGCAUAUUCAGAGAUAGUAGUUUUUUGUUAUUGAGGGAUUGUAUAUCUAAUGAGCUGAUAAUACAUUCUUUCAAGUUUUCACUGGUAAAACUACCAGAUGGUGUGUACAUGUGAGAUUAUAUAAUUUACAUUAACUUUCUUUCCUUUUUUUCAAGGAUGCGGGCGAUAAGAGUCAAGUACGGCGAUCGUCAAAAGUACAUUUGUUAUGAAGGGCAACUGACUUUCAAGUGCUUUUUGGAAUGUGGUGAGUGGAAAAUAUUUUACUAACCACAGAAAUAAGAUUUUUUUUUUCCUGCAUCCUUUUUUUUUAAAUCAUGAGCUUCAUAUGUUUGUAGUUUUUUAAGGGUUUUUCAAAUUUACAUGGUUGCAGUACAACUUUUCAUAAACAAGAUGGCAUGACUGAUGUUCCACAAAGACAUUAUAGAUAAAGUUUGCUUUUAACUUCCGUCCAGUCGGCUGUAGUUGGUGGGCUGUUGAUGACAGAUAUUCAUCUUUCUUAAAGAAAGAUGAUCUUUCUUAAAGAAAGAUGAAUAUCUGUCAUCAACAGCCCACCAACUACAUACAACUUAUAACUCAAGCUUAAAUUAAUUUAACUUAAAUUAAUUUAACUUAAACAUAAUUAAAAAGGGAGAUUCUAGUUGUGGUGUAGUUCUAUAAUACUUAAACUGACAGAACAGUUGCAACAGUUUUUAUUUAUACAGCUUUAAAUCACAACAGUAAUCUCAGGGUGCUUUAUUAGUAGAGCAGGUAAAUAUCACUCUACUAAUUGAAUAAACCAAACAAAUUCCCAACUAAUGUGCUAGAGAUGGGUACAGAAGUCAAAUUAGUUUGAAGCUAUCUGGUACAGUGCAUCUAAUUGUGGCAUUUGUUUUGACUGUAUAUUGUCAAUUAUUAAAUAAAAUAAUUCAAUUGAAGGUAGGAUUAACCUGUAAGGGUGAAUUGAGUCAGUUUUGAGAUUACAGCAACAAUUCAAAAUAAGGUGCCCUUUGAUUUACUCUUGAUUCACAGCAAAUCCAUCAGUAAUGUUCAGUAAUGCAAUUUUAUGUUGUCAUCAUAGUUGCCAAGAAAUUUGACAUUCCAACCCUGGACGUCAAAGUAUAUGAUGACUCCAAAACUGAAAUUGAUGAGAAGGGGUUUGAGUUUCUUCUAAGGAGUCAAGACCUUGGAGUUCUGGAGAUAUGUAUGCCUGAAAAACCAAACCUUGAUGGUGAGUUGAGUCUUACAUCCAUUCAUACAUUUCUGCCUGACUAAACAUGUUCUGAAUUAGGGCUGGACAUUGUCAUAAAAUUUAUAUCAUGUUGGAGUUUGAAGCAGUAAAUCAAAGUGAACAGUCACAUUUCAUUUUACGCCAUUUUUUCUGCGCUAACCUGUCUCUCUCAAUCCCAAACCUAAAUGGGAUUUACAUUGUGUAAAGUUUUGUAUUAAUCUCACCUGUCAAAUCUGAACAUGUUUGCUAGAUUCAAUGAGCUCCUCUGCAAGUUGCUCCUAUGAAAGUUUCAGUGGAGAUAAUGAGGGGGAUUCUGAUAGCACCAUCAUAUUGCAGCCCAGUCCGACUCAAAGAUGUGCAAAUGAGGAUGCUUCUCUAGCUCAGGUGAGCUCAGUAGAUUUUCUUGCAUAUUUUUAGAAUGUUUAAACACACUAUUUCAAACGUUAAGAUUGUGAGUGAUAAAUUACAGAUGAAUUGAAGUUUUGACAUGUUUUACUGUACAGCACUUGCCUAUCCUUGUUAAACUUUUAGAUGGGCCGUUUCUUUUGAAGACAUUUUUAUAAAAAGAUAUCCAUAAUAUUUUUCAAAAUAAAGUUGUGAAAAAUUUAUAUACACCACAAGCCAAAAGUUUGGAAGCAAGAUCAGAGUUGUACAAAAAAAGAUAAUAGUUUCAUAUAUAUAAUUUGCAACACAAUAAACAUGACUGUUGUGUAAGGGCUUCUGUCUGGGGAGAAGUAUCCCAUAUUUGGACAAUUUUAUUGCUUUUUCAAACAGACCCCACCUCUUUAAAUCAGACGGCCUUCACCUGAACCAGGAGGGGUCAAGGCUUUUAUCAGUAAAUAUUGACCUGACGCUCCGGUCCUACACAACCACCUCCUGACUGUCUGCACACAGGCCCUCUGCACCUCAUUUACACUCACCUUCACCACUCCCUACCUACACUAUACACGCCCCUCCCUCUGUGCCCUCAGUGGCACAGGACAAGAUUUACACCAUCACAACCAUAACCACACAUAGACUACUUAGGAAGAGGAGGACUGCUUUUAGACCAAAAUGUGUUUUUAAUGUUCCCUUAGAAAAAUGCACUGAGCGCACGUCCAGCACAGAUAUUAAAAUGGCUGUGCUGAACGUGCGCUCUCUUUUAAACAAAUCUUUUAUCAUCAAUGACAUAAUUACGGACAAUAACCUGGACAGCAUUCUCCUUACAGAGACAUGGCUUGGCACUGAUGCACCUGUUAUUCUCACCGAGGCUUCCCCAAAUUUUUACUUUUUAUUUUCAACUAGGGGGUGCAGAAGAGGGGGUGGUACUGCCUCAAUUACAAAAUGCAACAUGCAUACAAAUGAAGUCAUUUUUAACAGCUACUCAUCAUUUGAGUACCAUGCCUUCGUUUUUAGCAGCCCACCUAUCCUCUGUAUAACUGUCUACCGACCUCCCAAGUAUUCCACUUCUUUUAUUCGGGAAUUUUCAGAGCUUUUAUCAAUUAUUUAUGCCACUUUUAACAGGAUUUUAAUAACUGGUGAUUUUAAUCUACAUGUGGACAUCUCCUCAGACCCAAUGUCCAGAGAAUUUUUAAACCUUUUACACUGCUUUGAUUUUAACCAAUAUGUCACACAGCCGACCCACAGCAGGGGGCGCACCUUGGACUUAGUCAUAUCUUAUGGUCUGUCCAUUGGAGCACCCUCUGUUGUGGACCUGGCUGUGUCUGACCAUUUUUGUGUCUUUUUUACAAUCACCAGUUUUAAUCAGAGGGAGGCCCCGGUGAGAACAGUAAACGUUACUUAACUUCUGAAGUGGCUGCAAAUUUUAUCCAGAUCUUACAGAGAAUUCCAGAUGAAAUUUUACCAGCACCCUGCAAUUUUGUCACUGACAACCUGAACAACAAAAUGAAGUCAGCACUGGACUCAGUGGCUCCACUUUUUACAAAAACAGUCAAAUCAAAACCUACAUCCCUGUGGAGAACUGAAGACAUUAAAAAAUUGAAAAGGGACUGCAGGAGUGCUGAAAAGAGAUGGAGGAAAUCAAAGCUGACAGUGGAUUAUGAAAUAUUACACCGACUUCUUAAGAUUUACAAUAACGCAAUCAAACAAGCAAGAAGUUCCCACUUCCAAAAUCUAAUCCAUAACCAUAAAAAUAAUCCCAAAUUCCUGUUCUCCACAAUAGAUCUUUUAACAAACAAAAAUUUUAAAAGAUCCUCCAUAACACCUGAUAAUGUCCUUUGUGAGGAUUUUGCAGACCACUUCAGACGAAAAAUAGAUGACAUUCAAUCCAGUCUUUUAUCCCGACAGCUUUUAACACCUGGAUCACAGAGUUUACCUGAGGAAGCACUGGAAAGUUUUGCCCUGGUUGAUGCGAGGACACUUGGUCGAGUUUUCUCCCAGGUAAGGCCCACAACCUGCCUUUUAGACCCAAUUCCCACACCGUUUUUUAAAAAACUCUAUGGAUUCUUCGAGGAACAGCUGUUGUAUUUAGUAAACUGCUCUCUUCAGACGGGUGUCUUCCCCACCGCCGUUUUAAAGGCGGUGGUGAAGCCCCUUCUGAGGAAGAGUGAUUUGGAUCCCAAUGUUUUAAAUAACUACCGGCCUGUAUCCAACCUACCAUUUUUAGGUAAAGUUCUGGAAAAACUCGUUUUUAACCAAGUAAAUGAUUUUUUAAACUCAAAACAUAUUUUAGAGACUCAUCAGUCUGGCUUUAGGAGGAACCACAGCACAGAGACAGCACUUCUGAAGAUUUUAAAUGACAUCAGAUGUGACUUAGAUAACCACAAACUCACAGUGUUGGUUCUGCUGGAUCUAACAGCCGCCUUCGAUACAAUAGACCAUCACAUUUUAUUAAAUAGACUGCAGAAUGUGGUUGGCCUCUCUGGUACUGUUCUUAAGUGGUUCACGUCCUACCUGACUGAUCGAAAUUUCUUUAUAAGUAUGGAUACAUGUUCCUCAAGGACCCAUAAAAUCGAGUGUGGGGUUCCCCAAGGGUCAAUUCUAGGUCCAACUCUGUUCAACCUCUACAUGUUACUCCUUGGGGAUGUCAUCAGGAGGCACGGCAUCAGCUUCCAUAGCUAUGCUGAUGAUACGCAACUGUACAUCGCCGUGUCUCCAGAUGACACAGGGCCAAUUGAUGCCCUUUUUAACUGCAUUUUAGACAUUAAAUCAUGGAUGGCAGCAAAUUUCCUGCAGCUCAACCAGGCCAAAACAGAGGUUUUAGUCAUUGGUCCUGAAGGCCAGAGAGAGAAACUUUUACCAAAGUUACAGGAUUUUAAACCUUCAAAAUCUGUAAAAAAUCUGGGCGUGAUUUUCGACUCCAAGCUCACGUUUAUUCCACAUAUCAAAAACAUAACAAAGAUAGGUUUCUGCCAUCUAAAGAAUAUAGGCAGAGUCCGCCCGUUUCUCUCUCAGGCCAGCACGGAGGUGCUGAUGCAUGCUUUUAUCUCGUGUCGUUUGGAUUAUUGUAAUGCCCUGCUCUCUGGUCUUCCCAAAAAGAACAUGCAAAACCUACAAUUAUUACAAAACUCAGCCGCAUGUGUGCUGACGAGGACCAGAGGGCGGGAGCACAUUACUCCUGUCUUAAAAUCGCUGCAUUGGCUCCCCGUAUGUUUCAGGAUCCAUUUUAAGGUUCUCCUCUUAAUUUUUAAGUGUCUUAAUGGUCUUGGGCCGUUUUAUUUAUCCGAGAUACUUUUACCUUAUCAACCCUCACGGACCCUGAGGUCCUCUGGAGCUGGUCUCUUAAAAAUCCCACAAGUAAGGACUAAGACAUACAGGGCGGCGGCAUUCAGUUAUUAUGGCCCCCGAUUGUGGAACAGCCUCCCAGAGAGCCUCAGGGCUGCAGAGAAUGCCGAUAUUUUCAAAAAGAGGCUAAAGACUCAUCUUUUUAAUCAGGCUUUUAACUGACUAGUUUAACUCUUUUAAUCCCUUUUAUGCUCACUUUUAUUGUUUCACUAUCUAACACUUUUUAUUACCGUUCUAUUUUAUACUUCAAUCUAUCAAUAUUAUUAUUAUUAUUUUUAGUCUGGCGUGUUUUACAGUGCACAGAAUCAUUUUUUAUUUACUGGGUCUGUCUUAGCGAUUACAGUUUAUUCCUUCAGUUUUAGUUUCUAUACUUUUAUGUCUUAUUUUAUUCUUUUAGUCCCUCAGUUUUUCCAGUGUUUCCUCCUGGGGCUGCUUCACCGGGAGCGGGUUCUGGUCUGUUGGUGGGGGCGUCGUUCUGGGGACAGCUCUGGCCCGGCUGGAACCAGAGAGCUCUACACCUUGGUGUGGAGCCUCCUGUCUGCCCGGGCUGGUGGUCCCUGUGACGGCGCCCCCUGCAGCAAUGGGCCGGGAUGCCUCCCAGUCGACGUGGCCCCCAAAGGUAGCGUCUUCCUCACCUCAGAUCUCAGUGCCCAGUCAUGUCUCCUCACCAUCAGCUGCUGACUGUGUAGGUGCGUGUGUUUGUGAAGUUGUGUGUGUGGAAAUGUAUGUCUAUGUGCACGGGUGUGUGUAUGGGUAUAAUUGUGCGGGUGGGAGGUUUGGGGUUUUCUUGGGGAUUUUAAUGUUUCAUUUUCUUUUUAUGCUUUGUAAGGCCCUUUGUGUUACAACUUUGUAUGAAAAGUGCCAUAUAAAUGAAAUAAAGUUGAAGUUAAAAUAGUAACUUAUCAGAAGACAUUUUGACUAUAAUUAUUAGGUAUUUGAGUUAUUGUUGCUUAGACUUUGCUUUCCUUAAAGUAACCUCCUCUGGCUUUAACAACAGCUUGACAUAUACCAGGCAUUCGUUCCACAAGUUUUUUAAGGUAUGUUCCAGGGAUUGCAUUCCAAGCUUUCUUAAGUUCAUUAAAAAAAGACUGCUGAUUUGUGGGACGCGUUUUUCUGACCAAUCGAUCCAAUUCAUCCCACACAAGCUCAAUUGAGAAAGGUCUGUAGACUGAGGGGGCCAAACCAUCUUAUGAAGAAUACCUUCCUCUUCUUUUUUGUCUAGGUAACCCUGACAGAGCUUGGCAGAGUGCUUAGGGUCAUUGUCUUGCUGCAAAACAAGUCUGAGUCCAGAUGGAACGGCAUGGUGCUGGAGGAUGGAGUGGUAAUGUUCCUUCUCGAUGAUGCCCUUUACUUCAAACAAAGCUCCUACUGCAUCACCUGCAAAACAUCCCCAUACCAUGGAACUACCACCUCCAUGCUGAAUUGUGGGUGUAACACAUGGUGCUUUCAGACGUUCACCAGUUUGUCUGCGGACAUAGACUCUGCCUUUUGAAUGAAACAGUGCAAACUUGUUUCUAGUCAUCAUAAGUCCAAUUUUUGUGAGCUUUUGCCCACUCAUAUCUCUUUUUAUUGUUCUGUGGAUGAAGUAGUGUUUUUUGCAGACACACAACCCUUCAGACCAGCCUUUCUCAAAUGUCAUUUCACGGUUCUCAGAGAUACGGGUUUCGACCUUGUCAUGUUGAUUUCCUCCCUUAUUUUUGGUGCUGUCUUUUGCCGAUCUCUCUUACUGGUGACAAUGCUAUGUUUAUCCUCUGCUUUUGUAGUAACUCUCUUUUGUUCAGGUCUUUUUCUAUCAUCAUAACUUCCAGGUUCCUCUAGUCUCCUCAGAGUGUAGUGGACUCCUUUGUUAAACACCUAAAGGCGUUUUGCAAUUUCUCUUUCUAUGUAUCCUUCUUUCCUCAAUGUACAAAUAUUUACUUUUGUUUCUUUACUCAGCUGCUUUUUUCUAGCCAUGUUUGCAGUAGUUUAAACGCAGUUGAUAUUUAUUAGGAUUUUUGUAGACAGACUCUCAAAAGCCAAAAAGUUGAAGUGAAUAAUCCAACUGUGAUUUGUUUUUUUUUUGCUUUUGCACUGAAGUUGUGACUCUUGCAAAUGUUUUCAACCCUAAAACUAAGGCCUUAUUUUCUUUUGCUGACAUAUAUUUAGCAAUGGUCUGUUAACAUCAAUGUAUAUCUAAAGGUAAAUGAAGUAAAAUGGUGCAUUUCCAUGAAAGCAACGUCUGAUCAUGGAGUAAAUACAUCCUAAAAUACAUAAAACUCAUGCUGGAUUUUAAAAAAAGCAUUGUGAACAAAAACUUGAAGUUACUCCCAACUGUUCGGCCUGUAAUGUCCUUGCUUCCAAACUUUUGGCGUGUAGUGUACAUUUCAGAAAUUAGCAUACAUUCCUAUAACGCACUUCAAAAAAGUUUUAGAGAAAGUCUAACCUGAGCAUCAUCACUCUAAUUGUUUCUUGAUUAAAUGAUAAAGUAAAAAAAUCUGACUAUUGCUCAGAAAAUUGAAAACAUUCUGAGUACGAAGCCUGGAGGAGAGAGGAUCCUGAAUGAAUAUGCCCGGGCAAAAAGCCUAACUGAUUCCAGAAGACGUGAUCUGGUCAAGAUAUUGGUUGCACAUAUGACAAGUGAACAUGGGUAUGUUUGCAAACCUACGUGUAAAAAUCUUUUUUUGUCUCUGUUGUAAAACAUCCAUCCUUUUGCAGGUUUCAGAUGCAUGUAAUACUAAAAUUUGAUCUUAAGGGAUGUCUAUGUAUCUGUGUGUGCAUGUGUAGGACGAGUCCUUCGAGGACAAACAGGAAUAUGCAAGGGGCAUCACUGCCUUGUUUCCAUACUUGGCUGAUCCUAGGGGCAGGUUUGGCUAUGUAAGUUAAUCAAAACUAAAUUUAAUCAUUUUCUCGUUCACCUCUCUGUUCUCUGGGGCUCCUAAACUGUAAAAAGUAAACAUACUCUGCUUGUAUUGGGUGGUUCAGUCCAACUUAAUUUUUUUGUUUGUUUGUUUGUUUUUUGCCCACCUUCAUUUUCAUAAAAAAGCUAAAUGUUAAACUCUUCUCCUUUAUUGAGCAGAUCUUUCUGUGGAUAUGUAUAUUAUAAAGGAAAAGUUUAAAAAUAUAUUUAUCCUGCUCAACCAAACUGAAUGUCUUUUUACUGUAGGAGCAUUUUUACAAUGCAGGAGAUGGGAGUGGGUAUCUGGCACAGAGACUGAAAUCUCUCCAAAAGGAAGCAUCAGAGGGACAAAAGAGGACUGGCCGACAGUUGCUCACACAGACAGGUAUGCUCAUUUUAAUUGUACGUUGACUGAAAGUGUAGUUCAUGGUUUAUGAUUGAAGAAUGAUUAUAUGAGGGGCUUGUAGGGGUGCAAGAAAAUAUUCAAAGCACUUAAAUAUGGGUCAGAUCAGUGCUUUAUUUUGUCAGCAAAGUGUCUACACUGUUACAGGUGGUCCAGAAGGUGAUCGAGAACCCUUUCUGGAGGAGAACUGGCUAAGCACAGACUCCCUGUGUUCAGAGGCUUUUAGAGGCGGAUGAAGCAGUUGUCAAGGAGAAGAUGAAGCAAACCUUCACCUUUCGCCAAGAUGGUUCAUGACCCAGUGAAGUCUUCCGACAUAUUCACAGCGUUUCCAAGAUUCCUAGACGUACCAGGAUCCUCAACUUGGAUCCUCAACUCCCUUAGUUUGAAACUGUGAAUAUCCUCAAUAACAAUGCUUACUGCUCUGUCUUUACUUAUUCCAUCUUGUCUGCAGAUUGAGCAGGAUUUCAGUCUGAUGUUUGAUGAUGCCAUCUCUGCAAGGUUCCUGGAGAAGUGGGCCAUAGUCCACAAAAGGAAAGUCUUUCAACUAAGCCGGGGC